This is a messenger RNA of Carica papaya (papaya), 1907 nucleotides long. RefSeq names its product cytochrome P450, family 721, subfamily A, polypeptide 1 (gene CYP721A1). Gene Ontology annotation, molecular function: oxidoreductase activity, acting on paired donors, with incorporation or reduction of molecular oxygen; iron ion binding; monooxygenase activity. NCBI's taxonomy places the organism in Eukaryota, Viridiplantae, Streptophyta, Magnoliopsida, Brassicales, Caricaceae. The record is from RefSeq and is a predicted model, not a curated record.
UCUACAUUGUUUUUGCAGACAGAACUCACCUCCCCAUUGACUUCACUCUCAAAUCUUCCAAACAUUCAAUUCCACCUGCUACUCCAUCUCUAUAAAAUUCUCUCUUCUUCUUUCUCUCUCUCAGUGUUUCUACGUUUGAGAAUGUAUUUUCAGCUUCUUGCGAUCUUUUCUCUUCUUCCUCUCCUUUGUCUUUUAAAAUUCCUGCACUCGGUCAUAUGGAUUCCAUGGAAAAUCCAGAAACAUUUCAAGAAUCAAGGUAUAACGGGUCCUGCCUACUGCCCGAUCACCGGAAACACGGUCGAGAUCCGGCGUCUCUACGCAGAAGCUCAGUCCAAACCAAUAUCCGUUGACCUCCACAGUAUUCUCCACCGCAUCGCUCCUUUCUACCACGUCUGGUCUAGGAAGUAUGGGAAGAUGUUCCUCUACUGGUUCGGGUGUAAGCCCAGGCUGGCCGUAUCCGACCCGGAUAUGAUAAAGGAGAUUGCUACGAGGACCGGAGGAUCGUUCAACAAGAUCCGGUUCAACCCUUUAUCAAGGCAACUCUUCGCACAGGGACUUGUUGGGCUAGAGGGUGAGAAAUGGGCCUUCCACAGGAGGAUCGCCAACCAAGCCUUUACCAUGGAUCGAGUUAAGGGUUGGGUACCAGAAAUUGUUGGCAGCACGGUGAAAAUGAUGGAGAAAUGGGAGGAAAUAAGAGGAGGAAGAGAUGAAUUUGAAAUGGAAAUUCAUAAACAACUUCAUGAGUUGUCAGCUGAUGUUAUAUCAAGAACAGCUUUUGGAAGCAGUUUUGAGGAAGGGAAACGCAUCUUUCUGUUGCAAGAACAGCAUGCUCGCCUCGUUUCUCUGGCUUUGAGAAGUGUUUAUAUUCCUGGGUUCAGGUUUUUACCCACCAAGAAUAACAGAGAGAGGUGGAGACUUGAGAAGGAAACUCGUCAGUCAAUAAGGACAUUGAUUGAGAUGAUCAGCAGGGACAAAGCCAGAGAAAAUUCAAGAAAUCUACUUAGUCUUCUCAUGUGCUGGUACAAGAACGAGGAUGGUGAAGAAGAGAGAUUAGAUGUGGAGGAAAUUAUAGACGAGUGCAAGACAUUCUAUUUUGCAGGGAAAGAAACAACUGCAAAUCUUAUGACUUGGGCUCUUGUCCUUUUAGCCUUGUACCCAGACUGGCAAAGCAAGCUUCGCGAAGAAGUUACCAAUGUUUGCGGACCCAACAAAUUUCCUACUGCAGAUAAACUGAACGAGCUUAAACUUGUAAGCACGGUGAUCAACGAGACACUUAGGCUCUAUCCUCCUGCAGUGAUGUUGACGAGGGAAACAUCUGAGAAAGUGAAGCUGGGAAACAUUGACAUUCCUGCUAAAACCCAGCUGUACUUGGCCAUCGCUGCUGUACAUCAUGACACUGAGAUAUGGGGGGAAGAUGCUAAUGAAUUUAAUCCAUUGAGAUUCAAGGAGCCUAGAAAACAAACAGCAGCUUUUCUUCCAUUUGGGUUGGGUCCUAGAACCUGCGUUGGUCAAAAUCUAGCAUUGGUUGAAGCAAAAAUUAUGCUGGCUAUCAUCCUCCAACGCUAUUCUUUCGUCUUGUCACCAAGUUAUAUUCAUGCUCCUAUGCUGUUUAUGACAGUGCAGCCUCAAUAUGGGACGCACGUCCUUUUUCGCAGGAUCUCCAAUUCAUGACUUCUUUUUUUUUUUCUCAACCUUCAAUCGAAAAGGUAAAAGAUACCCAAGUCUCCCAUUUAACUUUUAUGUACUUUUCUUUACUUGUAUAUAUUACCAAACCAGUAGAAUUAUGUUAAAAUCUUGUGGGAUAGAAGCUAUGGUUACUUGGGUAGGGGCACUGUGACCAUAGUUAUAGAGAACCAUUUAUGUUAAAGAAAAAGAUAUCGAGAUUAUCUCAGUAAUUCCUUAUUAUA